UCACUACUCGAACAGCUCUGUGCUCGGAAAAGUAACCUCAACUUAGACACUGGCAAAAUAUCGUUUUCCCUUUGUUUACGCCUUGUUUACAAUGUGAAGAAAAUGGCCGGGACAAGUUCUGAUUGGGUGGAGAUCCUGGAGCCACGCUCCCGUGAGCGUAUGUACGUGAACUUGACCACUGGUGAGUGCGGCUGGGAUCCCCCUGUAGGCGUUCCUGUCCGCCAGGCAGACGGUAACCAGUGGUGGGAGCUGUUUGACCCCCAAAGUGGUCGCUUCUAUUACUACAACUCUAGUGGCCGCCGCACAGUCUGGCAUCGACCCCAGGGAGCCGAUAUAGUACCCCUCUCCCAACUCCAGGCCAUGAAGCGAAGCAAUGAGGCCAAGCGGACUGGAGGGGGCGCGGACAGGCACCACCAUGGGACCACGGGGAGUGUCAGCAGUGUAGGGAGCCAAGGGCGCUGCACCCCUCUUCCUGAGCAGGACGGAGACAACCCUAUCCCCAUAACCUUGGAGACCAGCGAGGAGACUGCCAACCCCGAAAUGGACCCAGCAGUAGACAGCAGAUCGCAGGGGGACGGAAGCAGCAAUGAACACAGCACAGAUGGCAGCAAAGACCCACAGAGGGAUGCUUCUCAAAGAUGGCAGCCUGCACCUGGUUCAAAGGCAGCCAUGUUGGUGAAGGUGAACAGCAUGAGCCGUAACCAGCCCAGCCCAUCUCAGCAGCAUCUCCAGCACACAAGCAAAGCCAACACCUUCACCCUGCACCCCUCCAGCAACAAGGCCCAAGGAGGACACUUAAGCUCCAACCAGGGAUAUAAAACUGCUCCAUCUGGAAAAAUGGCAGCUGACGCACGUCAGGCCCAUCACCUGAGAAAAGCUAGCAAUGGCAGCUUCUGUUUGGUGACAUCAGACAGUAGCCACCCCAGUCCGCUCCUUCACAGGUCACAGACCAGUACCCCACGCCCCAUCUCUCCACAGUAUGGUUGCACUGCCCCAAUCUAUGAUGAGCCAGUUUCAGACUGUCCCAUAUAUGAUGAACCCCCUAUAGACAUGGAGGUAGAGGGGGCGCACCUAUACAACGGACAACCUCUGUCUCGACUGACACCUACCCAUAGCCUCCAGAAGCCCAGACACCCCCAACCCCCUGGUCCGUCUCAUUCAGGGUCCAGGCACAGGAGGAAUCCCUCUGCAUCUGACUACAGCCCAGCUGGUCUGGAGUGCAUCAAGCACAUGGUCAAUGUGGACCCCAAACAGGGGCUCCUAUCUGGCUCUCCCGUACCCACACGUACCCCUUCCCCUACCUCCAGGCAGGAUCCUGUCUUGACCCAGCCUCAGCCACAUCCCCAGCCCCAGGCCCACUCUUUGCCCCAGCUCCGAGGCCAGUUGAGAGACAGAGAGCCGGGGACCCCAGGCCCAAGCACACUGGACAAGAAACAAAACUGGCGGGUCCUGGAGGCCACUGUGCAGCGCGCCAUGGAGGCACGACACAGCAGGCAAAGCAGCCAGGCAUCGCAGGAUUUCCCCUCAUCAACACCGCAGGCCACAGCAAACUAUCAAGACUCUGGUUACUCCACUGGCCCCUCCCCAAGUCUGAGAAGAAAGAGCAGGAGGAGGGUUGGAGCCGGUGGUGGCGCAGGAGGCAGGCCGGGGUCAGUAGGCAGCAGUGGGGAGCUGUGCGCCCUUAAUGAGAGGCUAAUGGCCGAGAUGAGGGAAGUGGUGAGUCGUUCCAACACCAUGAGGGAAGUGAGAGCAGGACUGGACCCAGAGAUGGGGGAGAGGGUUGUCAUUCCGCGAACACGCUCCCCCGCUGACUCACUCCGGUGGUAUGGAGGAGGGGGAGGGGUUUCAGCAGGCAGGUGUGCAUCACGAGAAGACCUCACUGGGGCUCCCCGGUCACUAAAUAGGGCUGGUAACCAUGGCAACCCUGCCCUGACACCUCUGGAGAUACCAGGGAGGCAAAAAAGGACAUAUGAAAAGGUGGACACCCUGGAGAUGAGCAUCAACAGCCAGGCCAGCCUUUCCUCACCAGAGACCCCAGGACCACCUUCCCAGGCGGGCACCCUAGAGCUGCAGGCUCAGUUGGAGAGCCGAAAGAAAGGCAUGGUAGAUGGGCGGACCGCUUCCCUGGGCCCCCACCGCCCUGCCAACCAUGACAGCAGAGAGGGAGGUGAUGGGGCAGGAGGAAGAGCAGGAGGAUCCUCCUACCAGCUCUCUUACGCCACCCUGCGGCAGCCCCCACCUCCCGACAUGGGCAUGGAGGACUGGGCCAGCAAGCAUCUCAACAUGCACACACAAGGCCUGUUCCGUCGCCGAGUCUCCAUCGCCAACAUGCUGUCGUGGAACCGUGGAUCCAUCAAAAAGCCCAUGCUUGUCACCAGCAACCGAGCUGUCAGGAAGGAGGCCUGCGAGAUGUUCAAGCUGGUGCAGGCCUACAUGGGAGACAGGCCUUCACGUUUGGACCGCCGUCACUGCGCCCUACUCAUUGUCACCAAGUGCUGGGACAUGCCGGGGCUGCGGGACGAGCUGUACGUGCAGCUGGUGAGGCAGACCACGGGCAAUGCCAGCCCCAGAAGCUUGGCGGCAGGCUGGGAGCUGAUGGCUGUCAGCUUGGCCUUCUUUGCCCCCUCGCCCAAGUUCCGCUGCUACCUGGAGGGCUACAUCCAGAGACACACGGAGCCCACCAGCGACAAGAAAUGUGAGUCUCAGACUGAGCAACAGGUGACUCAGUUCAUAUUGGAACAGCAGGAACUAAAGCUGAAGAAGAAUUCAAAGUCCAGAAAGAAGCGAAAACAGAACACAGAGGAGGAAGAAGGCUUGCCUAUCAGCACAUAUGCCAAGUUCUGCCAUCGGAAACUGCAGAAGGUGGCUAUCACUGGUGGCAAAAAGGGACUACGGAAGCCCACCUUGGAGGAGAUCGACCACAGUAGGCGGGCCAUCAUCACCCCCUCCCUGUUUGGCAGUUCUCUGGAAGAGGUGAUGGAGAGGCAAAGUGAGCUCUUCCCAGACAGGAAACUGCCCUGGGUGCAGGUUCAGCUUUCCCAGUAUGUCCUGGCUCUGGGUGGGGCUCAGACAGAGGGCAUCUUCAGAGUGCCUGGAGACAUUGAUGAAGUGAACGCACUGAAGCUUCAAGUAGACCAGUGGAGGAUCCCAGAGAAUCUCUCUGACCCCAAUGUUCCUGCCUCUCUGAUGAAGCUAUGGUAUCGGGAGUUGGAGGAACCGCUCAUCCCCAUGAAUUUCUACAAGCAGUGCGUCAGUAACUGUGACGACCCAGUGGCGGCAAUCGCUGUGGUGCAGUCUUUGCCUGAGCUCAACAGACUGGUGCUCUGCUACUUCAUCCACUUCCUGCAGGUAUUCGCUCAGCCAUCGAACGUGGCUAUAACGAAGAUGGAUGUGAACAACCUGGCCAUGGUGAUGGCCCCCAACUGCCUCAGAUGCCAAUCCGACGAUCCACGAAUCAUCUUUGAGAACACACGCAAGGAGAUGUCCUUCCUGAGGAUGCUCAUUGUUCACCUGGACACCAGUUUCGUUGAAGGGGUGGUAUAGACACCAGCCCCUUUUACACAGCCAGUUCAAGGCAGGAAUGUUGCGUCUUUAUUCCGCCUCGCCGUUCUGUAUAAAAGGUACAAACAUGGAAUAAGGGGGGAAUUGUUGUUCCGCCUUUAUGCUGGGUGUGGAGGUAGUCACAGAGCCGUAUCCACGUCUGUGUCAAAGGAAGAGCCGGCACUGAAGGACAGACACCAACACUGUUGUGUUACACGUCACCCUUCAGAUUGCGGCUCACCGCCAUGCUAUCUAGAAUCAUACACUGGGGCAGCAUUGUGCCGGCUUUGGUUGGUUCAUUGUAAACAAGCAAAGGCAGCAUAAUGAGGAGUCUUCUUAACGGCAAUAUAGCUGGAUCUCUGUUUAAAAGGGGCUACUGUAAACCACCUCACGUUCUGGAUCAGCCCUCCAGCAUCUCCAGUUACACAUUUACAAUCAUGCAUAAACACUGUCUCUGCUCAGACCACACUGGAAACUCUCAAGGUAACAUAUUACACUUCUUACAACACAAGUGGUGUGAAAUCAGCUUGGACUUUGGGCCAAAAUGGCCCCUGCUUUGUUGCUGAGAGACAAUACACAUCACCUGGGCUUUCACUGUGUUUUUUAAUACAAAGAUCCACAGUGACGGUUCACUUUAAUGACUAUGUUUUCUAACUGCUGCAUGUGAAAACAGAUUUACUGGUUCUUUUCUUACUCAAUGGGUAGUAUUACAGUCACAUUGGACAACUGGGCUGUGUAAAGUGAGAGUCUUACAGUAUUUACUUCAGAAGUAUUCACUUGCACAAAAACACUUAAGGCAGCAGUGUUGACGCUGUGCUUUUUUUUUUUUUGGUUUCAUUCAAGUGUGUGUGUGUGACUGUCAGAGAGUGAACAAAAGACACAGCCUUCUUCUAUCAUGUACAGAAGAUAUGAAAAUAUGAAAAGUAAAAGAACUCUUGUAAUCGUGUCUUAUUAAUAAGCUUGCCUGUGCUGUUUUGAGUAGUCGUGCUGAUAGCUGGCCUCCUCGUAUUUCAUUUUACGAGACACAAGAAGCCGUGCUGCCACAACUAUUUUGACAAGAGUACAGAGUCUUUGUUUCAAAGCACAAACUGGAAGGAUGUGCGGAAAGCACUUUGUAAUUGUUGGUGGCAAUUUUCUUGGAACUUGGAAGUGCUUUGAUUUUCUGACUAAACACUCAACUGAAGCCUGACAAGAGUGUUGUAAUUAGACUUUAUGUCAUAGUGAUGUGGGAGGCUGGUUAUUCAACUGACACUCUUUCUCUAUUAUCUAUAAAAAGUCUUUAAAUUGGAAUUGUGUUCUCUUUUGUUUGUGGUGUGUAUGUUUUUUUGGCUCAGGUCGUUUGAUAAAACGGGUGUUGGUUGUGAUAACUGUACAAGGCCACCCUCACAAACACUCACAUUUGAUUAAUCUAGCGCAAACCCCUGUACUGAGAAUGGAGUAUCUUUUAACUGUCAAGCACUAUGAGAAUGUAGAUUAAGCUCUUUGUGUCCCCUCUCAGGCUUUGCCGAUGUAAAUAAAUUCAGUGUGUAAAUAGUAUUAACUCUCAAGUGUAUUCUAAUGAUCCAGGUUAAGGGUGAAGUUAAAUGUGGCUGUAAAAAGCAAUAAAAACGUGUUUUUGUAAUUAACUGUUCAUUUUUCUGCUGUAACCACCUGCCUUUUGAACACAGGACUGAUUCAAACCACUUUCCAUGUAUGUAUAUGUGUGUUUGCAUACCUUCUUGUUAAAAUAUGGAAUGACUGUCCAUAAAUAAAGGUUUGUUCAAUUGUA
Molecule: messenger RNA, 5308 nt
Organism: Seriola dumerili (greater amberjack)
Lineage: Eukaryota; Metazoa; Chordata; Actinopteri; Carangiformes; Carangidae
Gene: arhgap46a
Product: rho GTPase-activating protein 39-like
Exons: 10
Coding region: 103-3543 (1146 amino acids)
Biological process (GO): signal transduction
Cellular component (GO): cytoskeleton; cytoplasm
Molecular function (GO): protein binding; GTPase activator activity
Source: RefSeq, a predicted model, not a curated record